Mya arenaria is the source of this 1689-nucleotide messenger RNA. RefSeq lists its product as uncharacterized. The record is from RefSeq and is a predicted model, not a curated record. NCBI's taxonomy places the organism in Eukaryota, Metazoa, Mollusca, Bivalvia, Myida, Myidae. The transcript has 5 exons. Bases 78 to 770 code for a protein of 230 amino acids.
GCGAUCCGUUCUGUAGUGAAGUUAUAACGCAGUAAAAUUGUCUAUAUUGUGUUAGUUUGUGUUGUAGAGAAGGAACCAUGACGUGCAUCUCGUUUGCAUUGGUUCUGACCCUGAUGUGCUCCUUCAUCCCUCCGUGGAGUGCCGAAUUUCAACUUAACAUUCCGAAGGCGAUUUCCUUAGAGAAAUUUGAUAGCUUCAUUAAAACCAAGAAGUAUUUCAGUGAGUUUAGCGUAUUGGUGCCUAGGAAAAGUUCGACUGAACUGGAAUGGUAUCCAUAUAAUUGCUAUUUCUAUAACUUCCAAAAACACAACCACUGCGGUAAUAACGCUGAUAAAAAGGACUGUUCUACGACCAACUUCUACGUCGUCAACUUCAAAGGACAGAAAAGUGACCCGAUCAAACACAAGAUGGAAUGCGAAACCGGGAAGGAAAUAUUACACAUCCUGCCCCCUUAUGAUAAAGCGAAAUUCUGCAAUUACGGAGGCAAUGAUUAUGACAAAUCAACAUGUAAAACGGGAAUAGUUACUAGUUGGAGUUCACACCCGGAAAGCUACAUGUUAAUGCUGCAUAUUGACCCGAAAGGCUAUGAUUACAAUGCAGACACGUGCAACGAUACCAAUGCUGCGUUCAUCACAUUUCUCAUCAAAGAUCCUUCAAUUUUGCCUUAUGGAGAAAUCGCCAAAGACCUUUACCAGACCAACGUGAAAUUUGUUUCACCUCAUUUCCAGACCGUCUUCACCCAUUGUGAAAGCAGUAUUUGCAUAGAUUAGUUCGGCUUGUCGAGUACACCGAGGGCGAUUUCAUUAGCUUCAGUUGUAUGAGUUAUAUUCAGUUAAACAUUUAGUAGUUUAAUAAUGUUUGCCUCGUGAAAAUGAAGGUAUUGAAAUUGACUGUUUUAUAUUCUCCUAAUUCGGCCAUUUAUGCUGGCAUUUAACAAAGAACAGAAAUGAUAAUGUACUUCGACUUGUAAAAGAUACAUGGUCUUCGUAACCUUAAAGCCGCACUCUCAUAGUUAUACCGUUUUUACAACUUCUUUAUUGUUUGUCUUGGAAAGAGCAUAUAUAUCUGCAAACCAAUGAUAAAAGAUUGCUGACAAAAGAUCAGAUCGCAGAUAUUCAUAUUUCCGUUCGCAAAUUAAUGUUAAGUGGCUUAAACCGUUACUAACGAUUUAAGAAAAAUGCAUAUAACACCAAUUUUUGAACUUUAAUAUAAAAAUCUGCGAUCUAAUUUUUGUCAGCAGUCUUAUUUAACUUGUUUCCUUGCAUUUUCGCAAAAACUGGCUGGUUCCAAGACAAAAAAUUAAAAAGUUGUCAAACGUUCAAUCUGUGGGAGUUCAGCUUUAAUAUAAUGUAUAACAAUACUAUUAAUAAACAGUAAUUCAAAAUAAGAAAUAGAAUACAGAUACUAAUCAAAUGGACAUUAGAAAAGUAGAUGAGGUUGAACUAAACAUUUUAUCUUUCAACAUUCAUAACUGUUUGCCUUAGACACAAUGCUUGUUAGAUACUUAAAGUUCUCGACCAUUUUAGGAGUUAAUAAAUCAUCUAGAAAAUCACAGACGGACGAAUAUAAACACAUUGCUUAAUAUAUUUCUUCGAAUAAUGUUAAAACAUGGACAAAUACAUAUAAAAUGGAAAUCGUCUUCUAAAUAUCUUUAGUUGCAACAUAAACAAAAUAAAUCUUCACGUUCGA